Molecule: messenger RNA, 1785 nt
Organism: Bradysia coprophila
Lineage: Eukaryota; Metazoa; Arthropoda; Insecta; Diptera; Sciaridae
Gene: TfIIFalpha
Product: transcription factor IIFalpha
Biological process (GO): positive regulation of transcription elongation by RNA polymerase II; transcription initiation at RNA polymerase II promoter
Cellular component (GO): nucleus; transcription factor TFIIF complex
Molecular function (GO): TFIIF-class transcription factor complex binding; DNA binding; RNA polymerase II general transcription initiation factor activity
Source: RefSeq, a predicted model, not a curated record
UUGAACGUCAACCGCAAGGCUAAUGAUUGUAAACGACUGCAUACAUUGUUUUGGAACGGUUUUCUUGUGUGGUCAUCAAAAAUUCAUUUCCAAAAAUAAUCAAAAUUUUUGACGAAUAUUCUCGUUUACAUCCGGAACCAGAAUGUCUAACCAGAAUGUUCGACCGAGCUCAUCAACGGCGCCACCUGCCUCUGUACAGGAAUUCGUCAUUCGCGUACCGAAAAAUCUCAAAAAGCACCAUCAUGUCAUGAGAUUCAACGCAACGCUGAAUGUGGAUUUCGCUCAAUGGAAAAUGGUGAAAUUGGAGCGAGAAAACAAUCUCAAAGAAUUCAAAGGACUCGAUGAAGACACACCGAAAUUCGGUGCCGGAUCCGAAUACAAUCGUGAGUUGCGAGAAGAGGUGCGACGCAAAAAGUACGGUAUCGUUGCGAAACGAUACAAACCGGAGGCCCAACCAUGGAUAUUGAAAGUUGGUGGAAAGUCGGGUAAAAAGUUUCGCGGGAUCAGAGAAGGCGGAGUUGGUGAAAAUGCUGCCUUUUAUGUGUUCGCCCAUGCUCCGGACGGAGCCAUAGAAGCAUAUCCACUGAACGAAUGGUACAAUUUCCAACCGAUUCAACGGUACAAGGCAUUAUCGGCCGAAGAGGCCGAACACGAGUUUGGCCGACGAAAGAAGGUCAUGAAUUUCUUCUCGCUCAUGUUACGGAAACGUUUGAAGGGUGAUGACGAUGAGCCAGAGGAUCCAGAAGAAGCGAAAUUGAAAAAGGCAGCAGGAAAGAAGGGAAAGGAAUUAAAGAUCAGCGACAUGGAUGAGUGGAUGGAAUCGGAUGAUGAUUCGGAUUCCGAUGAGGAGGACAAGCCGAAAGCGAAAGAAGAGGAUGACAGUGGCGAUGAGAAAAAGAAGAAGAAGAAAGGCCAGCCGGAGAAGCCGAAAAAGAAACGAAAUUUAGAUGAAAGUGCCGGCGAGGAAUCGGAUGAUGGGGAUGAGGAAGGUCGCGAAUUGGACUACAUUUCUGAUUCAAGUGAUAGUGAACAGGAACCGGAGAAGCAAAUGAAAUCCGUGGCUGAAGAAGAUGCGCUACGCAAAUUACUGACGUCUGACGAGGACUCCGACGAUGAAAAGAAAUCCGGCGAAUCAGAUAAAGAGGAGGACGAAGCAAUGGCGAAGAAAGAGGCUAAAGAGGCAAAAGAUGCCAAGGAGGCCAAAGACAAAAAGCGAAAGAAAUUGAAGAAAAAAUCAAAGGAAGAGAAGAAGGGCUCCUCCAGCGAACUAAGUUCGGACAGCAGCGACUCUGAUGUUGAUGUGAAGAAGAAGAAAACGAACGGAAGCUCAAACAACAAUUCACGAUCAGCUUCGCCAGUGGAGAACAACAAACGGAAAUUCUCAAUGCCGACCGAUUUGGGUGGAUCCGAAAACAGUAACAGUCCAACAUCAACACCAGCCAAGCGACCGAAAUUGGAUCCACCACCAUCAUUGCCGCCAUCGUUCACAAGCGUCUCCAACAGCAAGGAUGACUAUGGCAUUACGGAGGAAGCGGUUCGACGUUAUCUCAUGCGCAAACCGAUGACAACCACCGAACUGUUGACGAAAUUCAAGACCAAGAAAACCGGCGUCUCAAGCGACAAGCUCGUCGAUACGAUGACGGCAAUUUUGAAGAAAAUCAAUCCGGUCAAACAGACCAUCCAAGGGAAGAUGUACUUGAGCAUCAAACAAAAUCGAUAGAUGCGAUAGGCCGCCCGUCAACAUGAACCUUCCCGAAAUGAAUUAAAUUCCCAUUUGAUAGAAAC